UGGUAGGAGGAGGAGCGCGAAAGUCACACAGGCUACCAAUUACCAUCUACCUUCGCCCCUGUCUGCUGGGAGAAGUACCUUCCGUCUCGGGUCUACCCGUUGCCUGGAUGGCAUUGGCACCUGCGUCGAUUGGAAAGAAAAUAAUCCCUAAAGUGCUACUGUUUAUUUGAGGACUACUUCAGGGACUUACGAUAGUCGUCACCCUACCUGUAAGAAUGCACCUGCUCUGACAAUAGUGGAUCACGAUGGACCGCACUGCCUGGUGUUUGGUGUUUGCGGUGAUAGGCGCACUGGACGCCAUCAAAGGUCGAGCUUCCGGCCUGCCUCCUCCUGAGAAUGUGACGGUGGACUGUGACAACUUCGACACGCUCGUGUACUGGAACUACUCUGGGCCUCAAACAGACGACCUACGCUUUCAUCUUACACUCGUACCGGAUAUGGACCCUCCAAGGAGCACAAAUGUGACGACCCAUCAUGCCAACAUCACUGCCUGGUUGGAUGAAACCGGCAUGUCGUUGUACACGAUCACAAUCCAAGCAUGGGAGCACGGCACGACUCGCAAAUCUGACCCAUCCUCACCCGUGAAGUUUACUUUUCAUAAACUAACUUACUUGAUUGAGGAAUCUAAUAACGUGAGCCUACAACUCUGUCAGCUGGACUUUCCUGAUGUGAAUUUCCAGUAUGAGUACAAAGCUCUAAGCCUCAGCUUUCAAAACCCUGUGCGGCUGUACGAAAACGCGCCAGGCCUCAAAUACUUCAAAACUAUUGCUCACCCAAAGCUGAAAGACACACCGUUGGAAUACUACAUCGUGGACGAGGACAACAGAACCACAGAUUGUAAGUGCUCAUACAAUAAUGCCACCUGCCGGGAGAAACUGCCGAUUUUGAACAAAGAGGAGAAGCACUGUAUUCGUCUGUACGGACAUAUCGAUUAUGCCACUAUGCGUCGUGCUACGCGUUGCUGGAAAAGACAAGAGGACACAGGCACACCACUGCACGUUGUAGUCGUCAGUGUGUGUGUCGUCAUCGGCAUGGCUGCAGUGGUUAUCCUUAUCUCAUUGGCUUGCUGGAGGGUCAUCAUCAAACCUAAUCAAAAUAGCCCUGCCCCUCUGUUCUUCCCAGGCAAUCUGAACUCGGACCCAAUCAUAUUUGUUAACGAGACCGAACCCAAUGUCAACUUCAGCCCUGUCAUGUGGGAAGAAGAUCCAAGUCCUUCAUCCGAGUACUCGGAACGUUUGGCUUCGGAACCAUCGGAGAACUCCCAGAACGCGCUGCUCUCCGACUACGCCUCGGACAUCUGCGAAGAGCCGACGGACUCCAGCGCCUGCUCCCGCUUUCCUAUUGGACCAGGACAUGUCCAUCAUGACAAUGAUGGAGAGGUGGGUGGGACAAGGCGGCAAGAGAGCUCUGCUGCUAUUGGUCUCGUGACAACACGGCGAGAAGACGACAGUGACGAACCGUACAUGGACAGGUUGCGGAUUGUUAAUGAUCAUGAUCAUGAUGAUCAUGAUGAUGAUGAUGAGGUGGAAGGGACAAGGCGGGGAGAGAGCUUUUCUAUUGGUCCACAGCCUGCCUGUCAUGACAGGGAUGACAGUCAUGAGGUGGGCUGGACAAGACGGCGGGAAGAGAACGGAGAGGACCCGUACUUGGCCAGGUCGCGGAUUGACAUCUCUAACCUUGACUCUGACCUUGACCUUGACCUUAACUCUGACAUUGACCCUUGGCUUGUUGCCGUGGAGAUGGCGCCAGGGGAUAUGGCGGACGGCUACACAGUCAGGGAGAACUCGGACCCAAUCGUAUUUGUUAACGAGACCGAACCCAAUGUCAACUUCAGCCCUGUCAUGUGGAAAGAAGAUCCAAGUCCUUCAUCUGAGUACUCGGAACGUUUGGCUUCGGAACCAUCGGAGAACUCCCAGAACAAGCUGCUCUCCGACUACGCCUCGGACAUCUGCGAAGAGCCGACGGACUCCAGCGCCUGCUCCCGCUUUCCUAUUGGACCAGGACACGUCCAUCAUGACAAUGAAGACGACGGAGAGGACCCGUCCUUGCGGAUUGACAUCUUUAACUUUGACUCUGUCCUUGACGAUCACCUUAACUCUGACAUUGACCCUAGUGUUCCCGUGGAGAUGGCGCCAGGGGAUAUGGCGGACGGCUACACAGUCAGGGAGCGCCUUGCAUGAGGACGAGAGGAGAAGAGUCAACUCAAGAAAGACAAGCGCCGGCCCCACCGUGGCCAACUGGUAGGGCACUCGCCUGCCAUACGGCUGACCCGGGUUCGAUUCCCGACCCAGGUCCUUUGCCAACCCCUCCCCGUCUCUCACUCAAUUCCUGUCCACCCCUCACACAGUCUUGUCACAUAAAGUCGUAAAAAGACAAAAAAAAUCUUUAAAACAUAAAUAAAAGAAAGACAAGCGCCUUGCAUGAGGACGAGAGAAGGGCCAACUCAAGAAAGACAAGGCCUGUAAACCAGGGCAAUACAUUAACUUUUUUCAUCACCAGCCAAUUUGGCUAAUAGAUGUUAAUAGCUGCUAAUCGACGACGCAUACACUCCCUAUCACUCAACGAGGCUUGCAAGUUUUCUUUUCAACCAGCCAAACAGAAUUUUCACCAGCCUUUGGCCAGUUAGCGGAUGCAAAAAGUGGCGGCCGACUCACACUGUGUUGAGCUGUAGGCCUACCAGAAAAAUGGCAGUGGAAAAGAGGCAUUAGGGGCCUGGAUGUAAGACUUGACAGGGAUCCCUGAACCUCUAGUUUUGGCAAAGGACGCGCUCACCUUCUUGGAAACACGAAAGUCUUUGGGUGCGCGAUAAAAUGUAUCAACUUAAGGAAGAAAAAUCCGCACUCACAAACUGCGUCUCAUUAUUUAUUUAUAUUACCACCAUGUCCAAAAAGCAAACGCGUUUCGGCUAUCAAGCCUUCAUCAGUGCGUGGUACCACGCAGUUUGUGAUCCCUGAACCUCUGUCACUGAGAACUGGAGUAAGACGUGUGGAUGUGAUGGACAGCUACAUUGGAAUGGAGCGUCUUUUUUGAGGAACGCAGGAUGGCCAACUCAAGGGGCAAAUUACGUGAGACUUUAUAAGCCAAAAAAAAAGCACUUUUAUUGUGAACUGGAAAAAGAGUUGUGAAUCCAGUGCCAUCAACUAAGAACAUGGAAGAGAUUUUUAGAUUCAACAUUGUCCUUGAAUAUGUCGCCUGCUCAAUAAAAUAAGACAGAAAGGGCACA
Messenger RNA from Engraulis encrasicolus (European anchovy), 3223 nucleotides. RefSeq names its product interferon gamma receptor 1 (gene ifngr1). Bases 246 to 2180 code for a protein of 644 amino acids. The transcript has 7 exons. Gene Ontology annotation, molecular function: cytokine receptor activity. NCBI's taxonomy places the organism in Eukaryota, Metazoa, Chordata, Actinopteri, Clupeiformes, Engraulidae. The record is from RefSeq and is a predicted model, not a curated record. Gene Ontology annotation, biological process: cytokine-mediated signaling pathway. Gene Ontology annotation, cellular component: plasma membrane.